Molecule: messenger RNA, 2485 nt
Organism: Trichoplusia ni (cabbage looper)
Lineage: Eukaryota; Metazoa; Arthropoda; Insecta; Lepidoptera; Noctuidae
Exons: 12
Coding region: 57-2099 (680 amino acids)
Cellular component (GO): lysosome
Molecular function (GO): cysteine-type endopeptidase activity
Source: RefSeq, a predicted model, not a curated record
AUAAACGGUGCCAUUUCUCCAGUUAGAUAGGAUUGAACUGUCCGUACACUGUUACAAUGGUUUCUUCAUUGCUACUUUUGUGUGCUUGUCUGGUGGGACUGGUGUCAUCAAGGAUACCCCCCUUAUAUAAACCUCAAGAUGCACAUGUUCACUUCCAGCGUUUCAUAGAACAAUACAACAAAUAUUACGAAACUGAACAUGAGAGGCAAAUGCGAUUCGAAAUAUUCAAAGAGAGUUUGGAAGAAAUCAACCGUUUCAACGAAGAUAGUGAACACGCAUUCUUUGGUGUGACGGAGUUUUCUGACAUGACAGCCGAAGAAUUCACUAACACUUACACCUGUAUGGGAGGUCAGAACUUCACAAGCCUGGGCUCGUUGUGCAACGUGGUUUCUGAAAAUGAAAUUCAAAACACCGAUGCCCCCGACUCUUUCGACUGGCGUAAGAAGAACGUUGUCACUCGAAUCAAAAAUCAAUUAAAAUGUGGUAGCUGUUAUUCUUUCAGUUCAACAGGUUUCAUAGAGGCACAAUACGCCAUGAAACACAACAGCCUGGAGGAAUUCUCUGAACAGCAGAUAGUUGACUGUGACAGGGGUUCAAUGGGUUGCAUAGGUGGAACAAUGGCAUCGGCUUUCAGCACGAUAAUAAACCAAGGAGGAUUGGAAUUGGAGACAGGCUACCCAUAUCAAGGACGCCAAGGUCGUUGUCAAUACCAACCUGGUAAGGCGAUGGUAAGGCUGAGUGGGUGUUCUACGUACAAUCUAUCGUCACAAGAGAAACUGAAGCAGCUGUUGCAUUCCGUGGGACCUAUAGCAGUUGCUGUGAGAGCUUCUAACUAUAGAAACUAUCACGGAGGCAUCAUGACCGAUGAUUUCUGCGGCUAUGACAGAGUCAAUCACGCGGUACUGCUGGUGGGAUACGGAACAGAGAAUGGUCAUCCAUACUGGAUUGUCAAGAACUCCUGGGGUACCAGCUUUGGGGAGCGAGGAUACUUCCGAGUUUCCCGCGCUUCGGAUUCCGACUCUUGCGGCAUGUUUAACAAUAUGAUGGCGACUGCUACCAUUGUAAUUGUAGUUGAUUGUUCUGUGAUGUAUUUACCGUUAGUGUACUUCUGCGCAUGCGCGCUAGGGCUCACACACGCCGACUUUGAACCGUUCAAACUUGAGCAUGCAGAGCAUCACUUUGAGCGCUUCAUCAUAGAGCAUGAGCGCAGCUACGCCCAUGAAUAUGAGAAGAAAAUAAGGUUCCAAGUAUUCAAGGACAAUUUGGAAAAGGCCAACGUUUUGAACCAAAAGAGUGGUCAAGCAAUGUUCGGUAUAACACCAUUCUCUGACCUUACAACUGAAGAGUUUGUCAGAGACUACACUGGAUUGCAGACAACUUUAGGAGAUGAAAACCUUUGUAAAGUAUUCCCUUUACUUCCAAACAAGUAUCAGGGUGAAGCAGCAAGAUCAUUUGACUGGCGUGAUUGUCAUGCCGUCACUCCAGUAAAGUACCAAGGAAGCUGUGGCAGCUGUUACGCAUUUAGUGCUAUAGGUAACAUUGAGAGCCAGUACGCUAUUAAAACCAAGAAACUCGUAUCGUUAUCGGAGCAGCAGAUAGUCGAUUGUGAUGAAACUAAUGCAGGUUGUUGUGGGGGGUACCCAUCUAAUGCAUUCAAGAAGCUAAUACAACAAGGGGGUCCCCAAACCAACAAAGAUUAUCCAUAUGUUGGGAAAGUUCAACAUUGCAAAUUUGAUGAGAGAAUGGUGCGCGUGCGACUAACCGCCUGCCAGUCUUACAAUUUCACUUGCCAAGAACACGUAGAAAAACUUUUGUACAAUUAUGGACCUAUCUCUAUAGCAAUCAAAUCAAAUCAUCUCCAGUUAUAUACUGGUGGAGAAGGAGGCAUCAUCAACGAUGACGUGUGUGAUGUUGGUGAUAUCAAUCACGCGGUUUUACUCGUGGGAUAUGGUGAAGAGAAAGGGAAGCCAUACUGGAUUGUAAAGAACUCCUGGGGGCAGAAUUGGGGAGAGAAAGGAUAUUUCAGGAUGCAACGCGGACCGCACGCUCAGUCCUGUGGAAUGAUGAAUAAAUGGAUGGCAACUUCUACCAUAGAAUGAUAGAAGUAUUUCCUAAUAAUCUUGUACAUCUCGACAAACAUAGCAAAGUACCUUAUUCCAUGGCAAGUAGUGAAUAAAAUCAUAUUUUGAAUUAGCAAAUCAUUUUAUUUUCGUGGGGCAUGAUGUGGAUCUUGAUUUACUCGACAACAUUUCUAAUCUUAUUUUGUUUUCUAAACUAAAAAUUAUUGGUAGGUAUUUAGGUACUUAUAGAGACUUUAUCAGUAAACUAUUUAUUCAAGCAACUAGAAAAGGAUUUUAUUACAACGAAAGCAAAGAUUCCUUGAGUACACCAACUGUAAAUAAAAUAUAAUAUGAACCUACGGGCAAUAUUCAUUUCAGCCACAACUUCACGUCUUAUCUCCACCAAAAGUUGACAAAGCGACGAA